AUGAGUCAGAAUUUUGAUACCAUAGGGAGAGUGUUUGAACAGAACUUAAAAAUGGGCCACCGUUGCUGCAGCAAACAGAAGAUAAAAAGAGGACUAUGGUCUCCUGAAGAAGAUGAGAGACUUGUCAGAUAUAUCAACACUCAUGGACAUAAAAGUUGGAGUUCUGUGCCAAAAUAUGCAGGCAAGCAUUUCCUUCUUCAUGUAUGGUUGCAGAGAUGUGGCAAGAGUUGCAGGUUGAGAUGGAUUAAUUAUCUGAGGCCGGAUCUGAAGAGGGGUUCCUUCACUGCUGAAGAAGAGCAGAUUAUAAUUGACAUACAUAGAAUUCUUGGAAACAGAUGGGCACAAAUUGCUAAGCACCUACCAGGAAGAACAGACAACGAGGUUAAGAAUUUCUGGAACUCAUGCAUAAAAAAAAAGCUCAUUUCUCAAGGGUUAGAUCCACAAACCCACAAUCUCCUAUCUUCUCAUAAAAGAAGUUUCGCAUCUACCAUCUCCAAUAUGCAUCAAAAUUCCAAUUCCAUUUGCAUCAUUAGUUCACACGUACCAAAUGCUCCAAUGGAAACUACUUUUCAAACCUUUUCUUCAUUACCUAAACCUCCACCAAGCGUUGUUCAAACUUCCUCCAGCAUUGUUACUUCUGAAUAUCAAACAUCUCCUAUUAUUUCAAAUAAAUUCUCAUCAGAUUUGCCCUACGAACUAUUAAUCGACCACGCCUCCAACAUUUGUUCACCCUCAUUUAUGAACCCUCCAGCAGUUGAAUUGCCGAACAAUGUGAACAGUGUCAAUUGGAUUUCAAGAGUUAAUGUUGAUGAUUUCAGCGCUCAAACUCUUGAAGAGGGAACACAAGUGGAGGUGCAGCAAGAGAUGAACACGACUUGUGAGGAUAAGGGAACUGAUGUGAUAGAAGCUAGCAAGGGCAAUCUUGAAAGCAGUGCUUCUUUCGAGAGUUCUAACUUUGAUUUUGGGUUGUUGGAUUGUGUACUUUCCUCCGAAUUUAUCUCUCAUGAUCUCAGUUGUAUGGAUGAACUUGCAUGGAACUUUUAG
Sphenostylis stenocarpa is the source of this 1044-nucleotide messenger RNA. NCBI's taxonomy places the organism in Eukaryota, Viridiplantae, Streptophyta, Magnoliopsida, Fabales, Fabaceae. The record is from the annotation of a GenBank genome assembly.